AUGACAAGCGAGAAAGAUGGGGAGAUCUCAGCCCUGAGCGUCUCUCUUGGCCAGCAGCCUGCCACAGCAACUGGCCAUGCAUCUAUUCGCGAUGCACAGGGGCCGACGCGGGAUUUCACCUCGACUUGCAGGAUUCUAGGGUGCUUUUUCGUGUUCUUCAUCACUUGGGGCGUCGCCUCCUCAAUCGGUGCCUAUCAAGCCUUUUAUCAGAAGGACUUGUUAGCCUCCCACCCACCAUCCGUCAUAUCAUGGAUUGGCACGGUGCAGGUUGCCCUGAUGGGACUUACGGGGAUCGUCUCCGGGGCUCUCUAUGACCGAGGCUUUAUUCGAACGCUGUUGGUCGUCGGUGGUUCGCUCGUCAUCUUUGGCUUUAUGAUGCUAAGCUUGGCCAAGGAAUACUAUCAUGUCAUUCUGGCCCAAGGCGUCUGCGUUGGACUCGGCAACGGAAUGCUGUACAUACCCUCGAUAGCCGUCAUCAGUCAGACCUUCACGGCCAAGCAACGACCGCUUGCUAUCGGAGGAUCAUCGUCUGGAGCAGCCAUUGGAGGCAUCGUCCUGCCCAUCAUGUUCCGCCACUUACAACCGCAGAUCGGCUUUGGGUGGACCAAUCGCAUCUUUGGCUUCAUACUGCUCAGCAUGGUUAUAGCCACCUUCUUCCUGCUCCGGCCCGACCCAACGCAUAAUCGCCGAAACGGGCAGCUUUUCGACCCUUCUGCCCUGAAAGAGCCCCCCUUCGUCGUUCUCUUGGUUGGCUUAUUUUUUGUCUUCUUGGGAUAUUGGGUCCCGUUGAUAUACAUCACACCAUUCGCCCAGUUCUCCGUCAAAACGAACGUCUCGUACGCGUUUUAUCUCCUGGCCAUUCUCAAUGCGGGAAGCUGCGCCGGCCGAAUCCUUCCUGCCUUCGUUGCACACAAACUCGGUCCAGCCGUUGUCCUCUCAGCCGGCAGUAUCAGCCUCGGGAUCUUGAUCUUAGCCUGGGUCGGGAUCCAUGACGUGCCCGGCCUCACCAUCUGGGCUAUCUUGGUGGGUUUCAUGGCAGGCAUUACGGUGGCAAUCCCUGCCGCAGUGGUGCCUCUGCUCUCACCAACACCAAGUGUCGUGGGUGCAAGGACCGGAAUGGCGUGGUCAGGCGCUGCCUGCGCAGGGUUGAUUGGUGGGCCCAUUGCUGGUGCUCUUGUCAACACGACGACCAAUGAUUACGCACACGGUCAAGCCUUUGGCGGCGCUGCCAGCUUAUUUGGUGGUUUACUGCUAAUAUACCCUGCAGUUACCAUUGCUAGGGGGAAUAAGCGCUAUCCAAAUCCCCAACAACCGGUGCAUGAUAUCGAUAUCACCCCCUCGCCUUCGAAAAGCGACGACAUGGUAUCGGCAUGA
This is a messenger RNA of Fonsecaea erecta, 1374 nucleotides long. RefSeq lists its product as hypothetical. The record is from RefSeq and is a predicted model, not a curated record. Gene Ontology annotation, cellular component: fungal-type vacuole membrane. Gene Ontology annotation, biological process: transmembrane transport. NCBI's taxonomy places the organism in Eukaryota, Fungi, Ascomycota, Eurotiomycetes, Chaetothyriales, Herpotrichiellaceae. The transcript is spliced from 2 exons. Gene Ontology annotation, molecular function: transmembrane transporter activity. The coding region runs from base 1 to 1374 and encodes 457 amino acids.